GUGGAGCAAAGGGAGAGAACAGAAGAACCAACAGAAGACCACUUAGACAGGAGAGUGCACAUUUACCUCAGAGAGACAGAAACUCUCUGGAUGCUGGAUAUACCACCUGUUGUGGUGUCUACAGAAUCAGAAGAUGCUGGGAGAGUUCAGGAGAGGAACAGGAUUUAUGUGGACAUGUGCAAAAACAGACCUGGCAACGAUCGCUUUGUAGAAAAAAUGAUGCAAACCAUUCAUGGAGCUGCAAAGAACAAGGAGGCACAAUGUGACAAGAUCAUCAUGGAAGAUAAAGGGAUGAUGGUCACCUCCUGGGACUUGUACAACUCAUUUAACCUGACAGAAGCAGAACCUCCAUCACAAGCAGAAGGUAGCAGAGCUGUGACUGGGAAGAGCAGCCAAUGCCCUACAAGUCAAGAGCACCAUCAGACUGUCUCUCUCUCUUCUGACAGAGGCAGCACAACUUCUUCUAUACCAAGUUCAGAAAGUGCUGUUCCUACCAGAAUCCAUGAAGAGAAGGAAUGCCACUCAGAAGCUAUAUUAUCAUCAGAAAGCCUUCUGCAGGAUUUAUUUUUCAUGGAGAGGAUUCUCAUGGAGAAUAUUUUUCAGCCCAAACUUGCAGCUUAUCGACAGCUUCCUGUCCUUAGAGAUCCCGACGUUCCAUCAACCUCUAGAGGUACAACAGCAGCUGUGAAAGAAGCUAAAUGGGAAAAGUAUGACAAGGAACCAAAGUCUAAGGAAGAGCAGAAGGAAGCCAUCAUUGACCCCUCAAUUCUGUCAGAGUCAAAUAAAACCCCAGGAGAAGUUGCACCUCCCAGACUGGAAUGGCUCUGGUCCUACUCAUGUGAUUUAACUCACGGGCACAGCGUGAGCUGCAUGGCUUGGAGCAAGGUCAAUCCUGAUCUUCUAGCUGUUGGUUAUGGAGCUUUUGAUUUUAGAGACCAAAAGAAAGGCCUUGCUUGCUGCUGGUCACUGAAGAACCCCAGGUGGCCGGAGCGCGUGCUGCGGGGCGAGCGCGGGGUCACGGCGUUGGACUUCUCCCUGGGCACCCCCAAUCUCCUGGCAGUUGGCAUGGCCCAUGGCUCCAUCACCAUCUGGAACCUACGCAGCAGGAAGGACCCCGAGCUUCUGGACAGCAGUUUUUUGACUGGAAACCCCAGCAUGAACAAGAAUCUCAAAUACUAG
Messenger RNA from Merops nubicus (carmine bee-eater), 1179 nucleotides. RefSeq names its product WD repeat domain 78 (gene DNAI4). The annotation marks the transcript as partial. Gene Ontology annotation, biological process: cilium movement. The record is from RefSeq and is a predicted model, not a curated record. The transcript is spliced from 8 exons. Gene Ontology annotation, molecular function: dynein light chain binding; dynein heavy chain binding. Gene Ontology annotation, cellular component: axonemal dynein complex. NCBI's taxonomy places the organism in Eukaryota, Metazoa, Chordata, Aves, Coraciiformes, Meropidae.